AUGGAGGACGCACGGGUGGCGGUGCAGAGGGCCAAGGCACUGGGCAGGACUCCCUUAGCGGCGCGCACCAAAAGCACCUACGAAAGCGUAAUCGGGUGUGUGAAGGAAAACAAAAGUGACAAAAAAAAAAUCCGAUAUUCGCUAUUCCUAAAGGCGUAUGAAAAUGCAGAGCUCCUUCAAAUGGAAAGACAAGACAAGCAGGAAAAAUUUAAGUUGAACGGAAGGGACGAGUGGGGCGGGUGGAACGAACGGGGCGGGUGGAAUGAACGGGGAGAGUGGAACGGAUGGGGAGAGUGGAACGAAUGGGGCGAGUGGAACGAAUGGAGCGAGUGCAACACGCGCAUCGAUAUGAAGGGCGCCAAAGAGAAGCAGAGACUGAAGCUGCUGAACAUGCUCAAAAAUUAUCAAAUAAAGUACAAGGCAUGCUCCAACUUGAAGUCGUUAUGUGAUUACACAAUAUAUUUCGAAAAGCCAUCCCCUGGGAAGGUCAUGAAAGACCGUGCAUGUGAAGCUCUUUUAGACGAUCCACACCGAGAUAACUUCUUCUACGACCUUGUAAGCAUCGGCGUGUCCUACAAUGAUAUUAUUCUCAUGUCAAGUAUCUUCCAAAAAAUAGAACAUCUGAAGAAUUGCAAUCUGUACAUGUUGCCAUGGAUUCAUAGGAAACUCAACGCGUUUCAUAACUUCGAUAUGACCACUUUUCUCAUCCAUUGUGUUGCAUACUCUCUGUCUACUUUCCCUUGUUCAUUAGGGUUAUUUCUUCACUACAGAACAUUGGCUAUUAUUUUUCCUCUCUUUUUUACAUACAUGAUUUUAUCCCUUCCUUUUUUGUUACAAGAAAUAAACUGUGGUCGGUUCGUUUUGGAUGGUUGCAUAUCUUUCUUUGUCUCCUUCGAUUACUACCACGUGCCCAUAGGGAUCAUUCUCAUCAUUUCGUACGUCCUCUCCAUUAUCAACUGUGUCGACAUUAUAUGUUUGCAAGUUAUUUAUUUUUCCUUUUACCUGACCCCAAAUAAUCCCUGGGUUUACCGGAACGUCGACACAAAAAUAUGCUCCAAGUUUAACGGAAGUCGUAGCAUUUGUGACUUCGCUCGCAACAUCUGCUACUACAACGAGGCCACUGGCGUGUGCGAGCUCAACCGGAUUAAGUUGGGCACCAAAAUCUACGACACGCUGCUGAGCAAGUACGCAGAACCCAAGAGCGAGAAGUUUGCACCCACCACUGUGCUCCUCUCCUUCCUCCUCCUCAUCCUUUACAACUCCUUCUCCAAGUACAAGACUUCGCACAAAUUUCUGAAGAUUCAUCUAUCCAUCCUGAUACUGGUGUUCGCUGCUUUCAUAAUUACGAUGCGUGAUUUCACACUGCUGGAGUUUCUCCUCGUCGAUUUCACCUGGGACAGAGUGAGGGGAGUGCUCCUUGAUCACGAGGUCUGGAUUGCCUGCAUGAUGCACUGCACUAUCAGCAUGUCAUUGCACUCAGGCAUGUACUUCUACACCUCCAAGGGGCUCAGGCUCGGCAUCAACGUCGUCAGGUGCACCUACCUCAUCGUGCUGUGUUGCUUCCUCCUGGAUAUGCUUCUAUUGGUUACCUUUUCUAACAUCAUCGGAAUGCACAUAAAAGACAUAGCGAAGAGCUACUCCUACCUAGUCAAGCUGAUAAAAAGAAACGUUUUCUACAUUCUAGUGCCCGUGGGGAACAACUACUACUCCAAAUUCUCCUUCUUCCUGGGGAUCAACAUAUCGAUAGUUUUCUUAACAUUCAUGCUGCUAGCCGCAUCGAAGAGGAUAGAGAUUCUGUUUCUCUCAUUUGACGACAUAUAUUUCUUCAAGCCAAAGAACACAUGGUUCGAUGUGAGGUGGGUCUUCCUUCUUCUACUUUACUACUUGUACAGCUCCCUUGACAUUACAUUCCUUGACCUUUUCUUCACAGAGAUGUCUCAAGUUAUUACUCUCUUGAUUUUAUUCUACAUUAACUUUAAUUUUUUCUGGAUUCGUGGAUUCAAAAAGACGAUGAAAAAAUUCGGCAAGUGUCCUCUUUUCUGCCAAGUUAUUCUGACUGCAUUAAAUCAGUUUUUUUUUUUCUAUUUUGAAAUUAUUUUUCGUCUUCCCAACCGAGUCACUCUCUACUUGCUGCGACAAGCUCUUAAUAUAUGUAUCAUUCCCCUCGUCUCGAUCAUUAAGAGGAAAAAAAUUUUCCGAGUUAACAAUUUUAACGUGCUCGACUACCCCAUAUGCUUUCAGGAGAACAAGCGGCCUCGGCGGGGCCUCCUCUUUGAGGAGUUUAAGGGCGAGUGA
This is a messenger RNA of Plasmodium cynomolgi strain B, 2295 nucleotides long. RefSeq lists its product as hypothetical. The record is from RefSeq and is a predicted model, not a curated record. The transcript has 4 exons. Gene Ontology annotation, cellular component: membrane. Bases 1 to 2295 code for a protein of 764 amino acids. Lineage: Eukaryota; Apicomplexa; Aconoidasida; Haemosporida; Plasmodiidae.